AGGAACACUUAAUAUCCAAACUUUUAUAUCCUACUCUGAAAUGAYAGUCGAGUCGUCUGAUGAAGSAAGCUACGAGAGUUACAAUAUGUCGGAAAGAAGCCGUCUUCUGUAUGAAAAAGAAACCAAAGMACAAGCAACAAUAGCAUCGCAAUGGACGGCCCGAAAGGUCAUCAUACUAGCUUUACUAUCAUUUGUAUAUUUCUUGACCUGGAGCUGUGUAAGUCUUUGGGCUUCGUUCUUUCCUGCUGAGGCAGAAAAGCGAGGUGUGAGUAGCACAGAAGUAGGUUUUAUAUAUGGAACUUAYAGUUUGGUAGCAUUUGUAGCUGCCUUCAUUUAUGGACCCUUUUUAAUUCCAAGAAUUGGUCCAUACUUUAUUUUAUUUGCUGGACUGUUUGUCAAUGGUGGUGCAAGUAUUAUAUGUGGCUUCAUCAGUACAAUUCAGGGACACAGCCUGUUUUCCAUUUAUUGUUUUAUUGUACGUUCCGUCAGUGCACUGGGGGGAUCCGCUUGUGAAACGGCGAUCGUUGUUGUCGUUGCUGAUGAAUUUCGAGAGAACAUCGGAAUCGCAAUCGGUCUUUUGAGAGUCUUUACUGGAUUAGGCUUUAUUGUUGGACCGGUUAUCGGUGGAGGAUUAUAUUCGGUAUGUAUUCAAUUUGUUUUAGUUCUUCAUCAGUCUUCGUUGUACAUUUGAUUUCACAUUUGAUUUCUGACUAAAUUGCACACCACUCAGUUCAAUUACCACUUUAUUAUAUCCAUUUUGGAAUCAUUUCGUAAAGACUAGAUUUGUACUUAAUACGGUGAAUUUGGUGACUCUCCUGCCUCAGCUACCUCUGUUAAAAGCAAAAGAUUUACAGAGCUGUCUUUUUCAAAUACUUCUGCUUGAAUGGAGCUUGAAGCGUGUAGCUGUUGUGUAGUGGCUCUGUAGGGCUCUGUAUGCCUAGAACGAGUAAUAGGUCUACACGACUCCACAUCUUCUUGUCUUUCUUGAUAUCAUCUUUUAGCKUUUACUUCCUUCGUCCAUUUGAAAACACUGGGAACAUCGUCUUUUCCAUCUUUUCACCUCUUUCAAAGUGGUCGCUGCAUAUUCGAGGGAUGGACAUUAACAGGAAUUCUUUCACAUCUAAUGCACUAAACAAUUGAAACCCCCGGCCCCCGGGACUAGCGGGGCACUGAACGGGGAUGUGACGCGUUUUUAACGUACUUUUAAUAGCGAGAUUGUCCCGGUGGGUCGGGAUUUUGAUGAAUUGUUUUCGAAGCGGGUCGAAGAGCAGGGGUAGAGGUCGUCCAUCUUGAAAAAUACCCUGAAAGCAUUGAUAUUCAACUUUUUUUUGCAUUUGUUUAUUUUUCCUUGCAUGAAAAGUUAAAAGAAACUUAUUGCACAUUUUAACUCCGAGCAGUUAGGCUCAUGUAGUGCGCAAAUGACUAUACGGGGUUAUACAAAAAUUAACCCCGUGUAUCACAGAAAAAUUUGUUGAGUUGGAUUGAAAGUUGUUGG
Messenger RNA from Exaiptasia diaphana, 1495 nucleotides. Its product is annotated as MFS-type transporter SLC18B1. The transcript is spliced from 5 exons. Gene Ontology annotation, molecular function: transmembrane transporter activity. NCBI's taxonomy places the organism in Eukaryota, Metazoa, Cnidaria, Anthozoa, Actiniaria, Aiptasiidae. The record is from RefSeq and is a predicted model, not a curated record. Bases 41 to 691 code for a protein of 216 amino acids. Gene Ontology annotation, biological process: transmembrane transport.